AAGAAGAAGAAGAAGAAGGCGAGCUCUCACGUUGCUAGGAAACAGUUGUUUGGUAGUUUCAGCAUGUGAAGCGACAAGCCACUCUGUUUUUGUUUGAGGUGAUAAUAACGCGUUCACAAAUAAUGCCGCCAAAAAGAAAAUCUUCUAACAAGUCCAUAAAGGGCAAAACUCCAACAGUAGUGGAUGGCUUGUCCACAGAUGAGAUGUCUAAAGAGCAGUUGGAGGAGCACAUUGUGCGUCUGCGAGAGGAGCUGGACAGAGAAAGAGAGGAACGCAACUAUUUCCAAUUAGAGAGGGACAAAAUCCACACGUUUUGGGAAAUCACCAAAAGACAACUGGAAGAGAAAAAGUGUGAACUAAGAAAUAGAGAGCAUGAAAGGGAGGAGGGUGAGGAGCGCCACCAAGUGGAAAUUAAGGUUUAUAAGCAGAAGGUGAAACACUUGCUGUAUGAACAGCAGAACAUGAUUUCUGAGCUGAAGGCUGAAGGUGUUGUCAGCACCAAACUGCUGCAGAAGGAACAUGCUGACCUUGAAAAUCAGCUGCGGAAGGACAUGUGCUGCUUGAAAGUGGACGUUAAAGAGCAGGAGCUGUCCAGUGAGAAUGUGAUCAGGAGCCUUCAUCUGAAACAUGAUGAGAAAAUUACUUUUCUGAGAAAUGAAUUUGCCAGACAAGUACAAGAAAUUGAGUCUAAAUAUAAGAAAAGGAUGCAGAAACUACGGCAGGAGGAAGAACUAAGACGCAAAACAGAGAUUCAUGAGAUUGAGGAGCGAAAGAACAGUCACAUUAACAUGCUGAUGAAGAAUCAUGAGAAAGCUUUCAGAGACAUCAGAAACUACUUCAGUGACAUUGUCUACAAGAAUCUGGACCUUAUCACGUCACUCAAGGAAGAGUUGAAGGAGAUGAAAAGGAAGGAGGAGAAGAGAAAUAAAGAGAUGGCUGAAGUGCUUGAGGAGAAUAAGUACCUUAGAGAGUCUCCACAAAAGGCCAAAGAGGAAGUCGCAGAACUCCUGAAACGACUCGCCAACUAUGAGAAGGACAGGAGCGCUCUAGCUAGAACAAGAGCUCGUCUCAAAAUAUCUGAGAGAGAAAUAAAGGAGCUUAAGUGGGUGCAUGAAGUGUUGGAACAGAGAUUUACUAAGGUUCAGUCGGAGCGAGACGAGCUGUACAUGAAGUUCUCUAAAGCAAUCCAGGAGGUUCAGCAGAAGAGUGGCUUUAAAAACCUGCUACUGGAGUGCAAACUGAGUGCACUCAAUGACACGCUGAAAAAAAAGGAAGCACAGCUUAGUGAGGUGCUGUCUGCUUCCAACCUAGACCCCAGCACCUUCAACAUGGUCACCCAUAAACUAGAGGAAGUUUUGGAGUCCAAAAACCACACUAUCAGAGACUUACAGUAUGAAGUGGCACGAGUUUGUAAGGCACAUAAUGACCUGCUGAAGACCUCUGAAGCAAAGCUGCGUGCAUUUGGGAUCGCUGUGGAAAACCUUGGCUUUAAGCCACUUGAAAGCAGUUCUGGACAGAGUUUUGACUGAUUCGUGAAUGUGGAGCGCACAUGAACACAAGAGGCAGGAUUUAUCACAUGAACCACAGCUGAACAUAACCAAUCUCAAGAUUCUCAAGAAACACUGUCUAUAAAGGCUAAUGUUUUUUAGCCAGAAAGACCUGAAACUGCAAUUAAAAGAUACUCUGCUCAAUGUCACACAAUCAGCAGUAAAAACCUAUUUAGAUACAAAGGAGGGAGCAAAAGCCAUCUGCUUGACACUUCAUCAGGCAGUUUCCUGGAAACCUCUGCAGCCACAGAAGGAUCAAUUCAGGCAAGCCCUGAAACAGCACAUGGAGUGACAACUAAAGACCUCAACUGAAUGGCCAGAAAUAUCCAGGCAUUUACACCAGAACUUGCAGGAGACCAUGACUUCCACGCCUACCUGUGAGACAUUGACUUUCACCUUGCGGUCGUGGAACCACCAAAAUAAACUAUUUCUGCUUUGGAUCACCUCUAGCCUAGAGGUGCAACACCUCUUGACUUGACAGCCAGGACACAUUCAAUUGGACUACCAGCAGCUGAAACAAGCCAACCUAAAAGAGUUCUCAGACCCAGCCUCUAAACACAGACUGAUCAUUGCCCUAGCCACCAAACAGGGCCGGCAUGAAACUCCCCAUGCUUACUACCACAGACUUCAAUGUAGAGGUCUGCAUGGGCUUUAAACUGAAACCCAAACCCGGCCCAUACCCAAGAUUGUUUGACCCGACCCGACCUGACCUGAGCGGCACUGUUAAAUUUAGAGCCCGAACUCGAAAUUGAUUUUUACAACACAGCCAAGCUAUUAACGUUAACGUUUCCAGCAAUUUCUCUGAGGGGAAGAGCUAACGUUAGAUGCUGAGCAGGGCCGCUGCUAACCAAAUGGGUGCCCUAAGCAAAAUUGUAUGUUUGUGCCCCCUCCCUCAAAUAUUAUGGAAGUUUAAACACAUUCACAUUUUCAAAAUAUAACUUUAAUAAAAUAUAAAAGUAAAUAAAUAAAUAAUUUGUAAUUAUAAAUAUUUAGAAAUUUCAAGUGUAGCUCUAGAGUCUAGACAGUUACCUGUGGCUAUAAUUUUAUUAAUACAGUUGUCAGAUUGAUUUUCUAGUCUUAAGCAUUGAAAAACCACACAAAAGAAAAUUUAGGAGUAUUACUACGAUAAGGUGGUAGUAGGUGUAGUUUAUUUACAGCACCACAGAUAUAUACAAAAGUCCAUGAGUGAUGGCAUGAAAAAUAUAUAGUGUUUCACCAAUGCAAAAAAAGUGACAAAGUGACAAAGAAACAACAAACAGGAAAAUAAAGAUGAAAAAGAUAUAUACAAAAUAUACACAAAAGGUAUUCUCAGUAUACUUGUUUUGAUAGGUGUUGCUCAAGGCACUACUGCUGCAUGCUCGCAUUCGACUUGGUUAAUAAGUGAUAAAUGUGAGUCUGGCAUCCCUUUUUAUAGGCCAGACUCCGCCCCUUCUUUGGACGUACCAUAUUUUAAAACUUUGCAUUUUCCAGUAACCUCCAUACAUAUAUACAACAGUCAUAUCUUAUAAACACAAAACCUUAUUUCAACAUAAAAACAAAAUAAAACCACUAAUACAAAUGCAUGUUGUUUUCUUUGCCAGUCUUUAACACGUCUUUAACACAUUUGAUAAUGGUUUUGCCCGAUUUCAAGCUCAGCGCACCGGUGCAGCGCCAACCCAUGACGUCAUAAGCGGUUGACGCGUUAUCGCUUUGUUUUGCCGGUGCCACCAGCAAGACUAACUAUGCCAAACACGCGGGAUGAACAACAAACACAGAAUACACAACAUAAAUGAGACAAUGCAUAGCAUGUAUGAUUGGGAUGAAUCUCAAUCAUACAUGCAGGGUAAUGUAACGUGUGAAACUGUCCAUGGGCUGUCAAGUGUGCACCCGCUCAGCUGACAAUAAGACGGAGGGGAAAGGAAAACAGCGUGGUGAGUGUGUGUGUGCGUGCUGUACCCAGCGGGGAAUAUCUACUUCAUCACAAUUCCUGUUAUUAACCAUGUAAAUAUCAUACUUCUUAAUCUGGUUCAAGCAGAGUAACAACCUAUACUUAUGUAGGGAAGACCGGAGAGUGUUGUAACAUGGGGUUAGUUGUAACACCGUCAGUUUGACAAGUCAGAAAUGAGCUGUGGUGAUGCCAGCCCGGGCUGUAAAGCUGGGCUCACAGCGCUGCAAGCCAUGCCGCCUCCGCCCUGCACGCUAUGGGCCUCCUGCAUUAUAUAAGGCCAUGAUUCUGACAUGCACAAGGGUAGUUCUGACUCGAGGUUGAUACAGGAACUGCGUACGGUGACUGAAAAGUCUCUGUGCAGUCCCUCGGUCAGGUGAUGUCCAUUUUGUGGCCUAAAAGUGUUAUUCUGGCUGAACCUAGUAGAGAUAUGUGACACCGACAAAGCUCGCUUUCUUGGUGUUCCGUCUCUCAGGCCAGCCUCUUCGGCGACACUGUUCAGGACUUUUCCCAGUGGUCUUGGGCAGUUCACACGCAGCAAAAGAACUUGGAGUGCCCAUGGAAGGGCCGCGUUUUUCGUCUGCCUGUCGCAACUGCAGGACUGCUCCGCUCCCCUUCGGGGGUGAUGAGCUGGCCACACCUAGGGGGCGGAGUCUGCCAUUGGGUUGCCUUGCAUGAAACAGGUCUUCCUGAAAGCAGACUACCCAGGGAUUAGAGGAUUGCUCUGGGAAUACCCUUGGGAAAGACAAGGGCUUUCUCUACCGCUGCCGCCUCUGACCUAUGGGUCAGCAGGUACCCACCCCUUCAAUAAAAGAGCGAUUUUCUCUAUGUCCUUUGGGUUUCUUAAAACAUGUUGAGUUUGUCUGUGAGCGACACAGGUCUUCCUCUCACCCAAGCUCAACACAUGGUCUCACCGUCUAAACUGGGGAUGCAGGACACGUCGCUUCCUCGCACUCUAGUGGAAACAACGCGGUAUUGUGGAUCAGGUAAGGCUGCCUUAGCAGCCUGGAG
Labeo rohita (rohu) is the source of this 4482-nucleotide messenger RNA. It is a transcript of the gene drc4, whose product is annotated as growth arrest-specific 8. Gene Ontology annotation, molecular function: microtubule binding; small GTPase binding. The coding region runs from base 123 to 1529 and encodes 468 amino acids. Gene Ontology annotation, cellular component: microtubule; Golgi apparatus; motile cilium. The record is from RefSeq and is a predicted model, not a curated record. Gene Ontology annotation, biological process: flagellated sperm motility. The transcript is spliced from 12 exons. Lineage: Eukaryota; Metazoa; Chordata; Actinopteri; Cypriniformes; Cyprinidae.